Molecule: messenger RNA, 8792 nt
Organism: Balaenoptera ricei (Rice's whale)
Lineage: Eukaryota; Metazoa; Chordata; Mammalia; Artiodactyla; Balaenopteridae
Gene: ITPR1
Product: inositol 1,4,5-trisphosphate receptor type 1
Exons: 59
Coding region: 261-8390 (2709 amino acids)
Biological process (GO): calcium ion transmembrane transport
Cellular component (GO): endoplasmic reticulum; membrane
Molecular function (GO): inositol 1,4,5-trisphosphate-gated calcium channel activity; inositol 1,4,5 trisphosphate binding
Source: RefSeq, a predicted model, not a curated record
GGAGGCAGAGGGUGGAGAGAGAACGCUCACGCCCAGAGGAGGUGUGGGUGUUCCGCUUCCAUCCUCACGGAACGAGCUCCCGCUUCGCGGACAUGGGAUUACCCAGCGGCUGCUAACCCCUCUCCUCGCCCUGCUCCCCCGGAGCGGCGUGGCUCCCCGGGCACCAAGGAGCUGACUACCGAGGAGCAGGACUCGCACCCCUGGCUGGGCGUGUGUUGGCAACAGAGUGCCUGACCCGGGUCAGGAUUCUCAAGAAAGCCAUGUCUGACAAGAUGUCUAGUUUCCUUCAUAUCGGAGACAUUUGUUCUCUGUACGCCGAGGGAUCGACAAAUGGAUUUAUUAGCACCUUGGGCCUGGUUGAUGAUCGUUGUGUUGUACAGCCAGAAGCUGGGGACCUUAACAAUCCGCCCAAGAAAUUCAGAGAUUGCCUCUUUAAACUAUGUCCCAUGAAUCGCUACUCUGCCCAGAAGCAGUUCUGGAAAGCUGCUAAGCCAGGAGCCAACAGCACGACAGACGCAGUACUGCUUAACAAACUACACCAUGCUGCAGACUUGGAAAAGAAGCAGAAUGAGACGGAAAACAGGAAAUUGCUGGGGACCGUGAUCCAGUAUGGCAAUGUGAUCCAGCUCUUGCAUUUGAAAAGUAAUAAAUACCUAACAGUGAAUAAGAGGCUUCCAGCUCUGCUGGAGAAGAAUGCCAUGAGAGUCACGUUGGAUGAGGCUGGCAACGAAGGGUCCUGGUUUUACAUUCAGCCGUUCUACAAGCUGCGAUCCAUCGGAGACAGUGUGGUCAUAGGUGACAAGGUUGUUCUGAACCCCGUGAAUGCUGGCCAGCCCUUACAUGCCAGCAGUCAUCAGCUGGUGGAUAACCCAGGCUGCAACGAGGUCAAUUCCGUCAACUGCAAUACAAGCUGGAAAAUAGUCCUUUUCAUGAAAUGGAGUGAUAACAAAGAUGACAUAUUAAAGGGGGGUGACGUCGUGAGGCUGUUCCACGCCGAGCAGGAGAAGUUCCUCACCUGUGACGAGCACAGGAAGAAGCAGCACGUCUUCCUGAGAACUACCGGGCGGCAGUCAGCCACGUCCGCCACUAGCUCCAAAGCCCUGUGGGAGGUGGAGGUGGUCCAGCAUGACCCGUGUCGGGGUGGAGCAGGGUAUUGGAACAGCCUCUUCCGUUUCAAGCAUCUUGCUACAGGGCAUUACUUAGCAGCAGAGGUAGACCCUGACUUUGAGGAAGAAUGCCUGGAGUUUCAGCCCUCACUGGACCCUGAUCAGGAUGCCUCCCGAAGCAGGUUGCGAAACGCCCAAGAGAAGAUGGUGUACUCCCUGGUCUCUGUGCCCGAAGGCAAUGACAUCUCGUCCAUCUUUGAGCUAGAUCCCACCACCCUCCGUGGAGGCGAUAGUCUUGUCCCGAGAAACUCAUAUGUCCGGCUCAGACACCUGUGUACUAAUACCUGGGUUCACAGCACAAAUAUCCCCAUUGACAAGGAAGAAGAAAAACCCGUGAUGCUAAAAAUUGGAACCUCUCCCGUGAAGGAGGACAAAGAAGCAUUUGCCAUAGUUCCAGUCUCUCCUGCUGAGGUUCGGGACCUGGACUUUGCCAAUGACGCCAGCAAGGUGCUGGGUUCCAUAGCUGGGAAGCUGGAGAAGGGCACCAUCACCCAGAAUGAGAGAAGAUCUGUAACCAAGCUGCUGGAAGACUUGGUUUACUUUGUCACUGGUGGAACUAAUUCCGGUCAAGAUGUUCUCGAAGUGGUCUUCUCUAAGCCCAACAGAGAACGGCAGAAGCUGAUGAGAGAACAGAAUAUCCUCAAGCAGAUCUUCAAGUUGUUACAGGCCCCAUUCACAGACUGCGGUGACGGCCCGAUGCUACGUCUGGAGGAGCUGGGGGACCAGCGGCACGCGCCCUUCAGACACAUCUGCCGCCUCUGCUACAGGGUCCUGAGACACUCCCAGCAGGACUACAGAAAGAACCAGGAGUACAUAGCCAAGCAGUUUGGCUUCAUGCAGAAGCAGAUUGGCUAUGACGUGCUGGCUGAAGACACCAUCACUGCCCUGCUCCACAAUAAUCGGAAACUCCUGGAAAAACACAUCACCGCGGCGGAGAUCGACACCUUCGUCAGUCUGGUGCGAAAGAACAGGGAGCCCAGAUUCUUAGAUUACCUCUCUGAUCUCUGCGUGUCCAUGAACAAAUCCAUUCCGGUGACCCAGGAACUGAUAUGUAAAGCUGUGCUGAAUCCAACCAACGCUGACAUUCUGAUUGAGACCAAGUUGGUGCUCUCUCGUUUCGAAUUUGAAGGUGUUUCUACUGGAGAGAAUGCUCUGGAGGCAGGAGAGGAUGAGGAAGAGGUGUGGCUGUUUUGGAGGGACGGCAACAAAGAGGUUCGCAGUAAGAGUGUGAGGGAGCUGGCGCAGGAUGCUAAGGAGGGUCAGAAGGAAGACCGGGACGUCCUCAGCUACUACAGGUACCAGCUGAACCUCUUUGCGAGGAUGUGCCUGGACCGCCAGUACCUCGCCAUCAACGAAAUCUCGGGCCAGCUGGACGUGGAUCUCAUUCUCCGCUGCAUGUCUGAUGAGAACCUGCCCUAUGACCUGCGGGCGUCCUUCUGCCGUCUCAUGCUGCACAUGCAUGUGGACCGAGACCCACAGGAGCAAGUCACUCCCGUGAAAUACGCCCGCCUCUGGUCCGAGAUUCCCUCCGAGAUCGCCAUUGAUGACUAUGAUAGUAGUGGCACUUCCAAAGAUGAAAUUAAGGAGAGGUUUGCUCAGACUAUGGAAUUUGUGGAGGAGUAUUUAAGAGAUGUGGUGUGUCAGAGGUUCCCUUUCUCUGAUAAGGAGAAAAAUAAACUUACAUUUGAGGUUGUAAACUUAGCUAGGAAUCUCAUAUACUUUGGUUUCUACAACUUCUCUGACCUUCUACGAUUAACCAAAAUCCUCCUGGCCAUAUUGGACUGUGUGCACGUGACCACAAUCUUCCCCAUCAGCAAGAUGGCGAAGGGAGAGGAGAAUAAAGGUAGUAACGUGAUGCGGUCCAUCCAUGGGGUUGGAGAGCUGAUGACCCAGGUGGUGCUCCGGGGAGGAGGCUUCCUGCCCAUGACUCCCACGGCCGCCGCCCCUGAGGGCAACGUGAAGCAAGCAGAGCCGGAGAAGGAGGACAUCAUGGUGAUGGACACCAAGUUGAAGAUCAUUGAAAUACUCCAGUUUAUUUUGAAUGUGAGGUUGGAUUAUAGGAUCUCCUGCCUCCUGUGUAUAUUUAAGCGGGAAUUUGAUGAAAGCAAUUCCCAGACUUCGGAAACAUCCUCCGGAAACAGCAGCCAAGAGGGACCAAGUAAUGUACCAGGUGCUCUUGACUUUGAACACAUUGAGGAGCAAGCCGAGGGCAUCUUCGGAGGAAGGAAAGAGAACACGCCCCUGGACCUGGACGACCACGGCGGCAGAACCUUCCUCCGGGUCCUGCUCCAUUUGACGAUGCACGACUACCCACCCCUGGUGUCAGGGGCCCUGCAGCUCCUCUUUCGGCACUUCAGUCAGAGGCAGGAGGUCCUGCAGGCCUUCAAACAGGUUCAACUGCUUGUUACCAGCCAAGAUGUCGACAACUACAAACAGAUCAAACAAGACUUGGACCAACUGAGAUCCAUUGUGGAGAAGUCAGAGCUUUGGGUGUACAAAGGGCAGGGCCCCGACGAGGCCAUGGACGGUGCAUCUGGUGAAAAUGAACAUAAGAAAACAGAGGAGGGGAAUAACAAGUCACAGAAACAUGAAAGCACCAGCAGCUAUAACUACAGGGUGGUCAAAGAGAUUUUGAUUCGACUCAGCAAACUCUGUGUCCAAGAGAGCGCGUCGGUGCGGAAGAGCAGGAAGCAGCAGCAGCGCCUGCUCCGGAACAUGGGUGCCCACGCCGUGGUGCUGGAGCUGCUACAGAUCCCCUACGAGAAGGCCGAAGACACCAAGAUGCAGGAGAUAAUGAGGCUGGCUCACGAGUUUCUGCAGAAUUUCUGUGCUGGCAACCAGCAGAAUCAGGCUUUGCUCCACAAACACAUAAACCUGUUUCUCAACCCAGGGAUCCUGGAGGCGGUCACGAUGCAGCACAUCUUCAUGAACAAUUUCCAGCUGUGUAGUGAGAUCAACGAGAGAGUCGUCCAGCACUUUGUUCACUGCAUUGAGACUCACGGUCGAAACGUCCAGUACAUCAAGUUCUUGCAGACGAUUGUCAAGGCCGAAGGGAAAUUCAUCAAAAAGUGCCAAGACAUGGUCAUGGCUGAGCUGGUUAAUUCAGGAGAGGAUGUCCUUGUAUUCUACAACGACAGAGCCUCUUUCCAGACUCUGAUCCAGAUGAUGAGGUCGGAACGGGACCGGAUGGAUGAGAACAGCCCUCUCAUGUACCACAUCCACCUGGUCGAGCUCUUGGCCGUGUGCACAGAGGGCAAGAACGUCUACACGGAGAUCAAGUGCAACUCCCUGCUCCCGCUGGAUGACAUUGUCCGCGUGGUGACCCAUGAGGACUGCAUCCCCGAGGUUAAAAUUGCGUACAUUAACUUCUUGAAUCACUGCUAUGUGGAUACGGAGGUGGAAAUGAAGGAGAUUUAUACCAGUAAUCACAUGUGGAAAUUGUUUGAGAAUUUCCUUGUGGACAUCUGCAGGGCCUGUAACAACACAAGUGACAGGAAACACGCAGACUCAAUUUUGGAGAGGUAUGUCACCGAAAUUGUCAUGAGCAUCGUUACGACGUUCUUCAGUUCUCCCUUCUCAGACCAGAGUACGACUUUGCAGACUCGCCAGCCCGUCUUUGUGCAGCUGCUGCAAGGUGUGUUCAGGGUUUACCACUGCAACUGGCUCAUGCCGAGCCAGAAGGCCUCGGUGGAGAGCUGCAUUCGGGUGCUCUCUGAUGUAGCCAAGAGCCGGGCCAUUGCCAUCCCCGUGGACCUGGACAGCCAGGUCAACAACCUCUUCCUCAAGUCCCACAACAUCGUGCAGAAAACUGCCAUGAACUGGCGGCUGACGGCCCGCAAUGCAGCUCGCAGAGACUCUGUCCUGGCAGCUUCCAGAGACUACCGGAAUAUCAUCGAGCGCUUGCAGGACAUCGUCUCUGCCCUGGAGGACCGUCUCAGGCCCCUGGUGCAGGCCGAGUUAUCUGUGCUGGUGGACGUCCUCCACAGGCCUGAGCUGCUUUUCCCGGAGAACACAGAUGCCAGAAGAAAGUGUGAGAGUGGUGGCUUCAUUUGCAAGUUAAUAAAGCACACUAAACAGCUGCUAGAGGAGAAUGAGGAGAAACUCUGCAUUAAGGUCCUACAGACCCUCAGAGAAAUGAUGACCAAAGAUAGAGGCUAUGGAGAAAAGGGUGAGGCCCUCAGGCAGAUUUUGGUCAACCGUUACUAUGGAAACGUCAGACCUUCAGGAAGAAGAGAGAGCCUGACCAGCUUUGGCAAUGGCCCGCUGUCACCAGGAGGACCCGGCAAGUCCGGGGGAGGAGGGGGAGGUUCCGGGUCCAGCUCCAUGAGCAGGGGGGAGAUGAGCCUGGCCGAGGUUCAGUGCCACCUUGACAAGGAGGGGGCCUCCAAUCUGGUCAUCGACCUCAUAAUGAACGCAUCCAGCGAUCGAGUGUUCCAUGAAAGCAUUCUCCUGGCCAUCGCCCUGCUGGAAGGAGGCAACACCACCAUACAGCACUCCUUUUUCUGCCGGUUGACAGAAGAUAAGAAGUCGGAGAAAUUCUUCAAGGUCUUCUAUGACCGAAUGAAGGUGGCCCAGCAAGAAAUCAAGGCAACGGUGACAGUGAACACCAGUGACUUGGGAAAUAAAAAGAAAGAUGACGAGGUAGACAGGGACGCCCCAUCACGGAAAAAAGCCAAAGAGCCCACGACACAGAUAACGGAAGAGGUCCGGGAUCAGCUCCUGGAGGCCUCUGCCGCCACCAGGAAAGCCUUCACCACCUUCAGAAGGGAGGCUGACCCCGACGAUCACUACCAGCCAGGGGAGGGCGCCCAGGCCACAGCAGACAAGACCAAGGACGACCUGGAGAUGAGCGCGGUCAUCACCAUCAUGCAGCCCAUCCUCCGCUUCCUGCAGCUCCUGUGCGAAAACCACAACCGGGACCUCCAGAACUUCCUUCGUUGCCAAAAUAACAAGACCAACUACAAUUUGGUAUGUGAGACGCUGCAGUUUCUGGACUGUAUUUGUGGAAGUACCACGGGGGGUCUUGGUCUUCUCGGACUCUAUAUCAACGAAAAGAAUGUGGCCCUCAUCAACCAAACCCUGGAAAGUCUGACCGAGUACUGUCAAGGACCUUGCCAUGAGAACCAGAACUGCAUAGCCACCCAUGAGUCCAAUGGCAUUGAUAUCAUCACAGCGCUCAUCCUCAAUGACAUCAACCCUCUGGGAAAGAAGAGGAUGGACCUUGUAUUAGAACUGAAGAACAACGCAUCCAAGUUGCUCCUGGCCAUCAUGGAGAGCAGGCACGACAGUGAAAAUGCCGAGAGGAUACUCUAUAACAUGAGGCCCAAGGAACUGGUGGAAGUGAUCAAGAAAGCCUACAUGCAAGGCGAAGUGGAAUUCGAGGAUGGAGAGAAUGGCGAGGACGGAGCUGCUUCCCCCAGGAACGUGGGACACAACAUCUACAUCUUAGCUCAUCAGUUGGCUCGGCACAACAAAGAACUUCAGACCAUGCUGAAACCUGGUGGCCAAGUGGAGGGAGACGAAGCUCUGGAGUUUUACGCCAAGCACACGGCCCAGAUAGAGAUUGUCAGAUUAGACCGAACCAUGGAACAGAUUGUUUUCCCCGUGCCCAGUAUAUGUGAAUUCCUCACCAAGGAGUCAAAGCUCCGAAUAUACUACACUACAGAGAGGGAUGAGCAAGGCAGCAAGAUCAACGAUUUCUUCCUGCGGUCCGAGGACCUCUUCAAUGAGAUGAAUUGGCAAAAGAAGCUGCGAGCCCAGCCCGUUCUGUACUGGUGUGCCCGCAACAUGUCUUUCUGGAGCAGCAUUUCAUUCAACCUGGCUGUCCUGAUGAAUCUGCUUGUGGCAUUUUUCUACCCAUUUAAAGGAGUCCGAGGAGGAACCCUGGAGCCACACUGGUCAGGGCUGCUGUGGACAGCCAUGCUCAUAUCUCUGGCCAUUGUCAUCGCCCUCCCCAAGCCCCACGGCAUCCGGGCCUUAAUCGCUUCCACAAUUCUCCGGUUGAUAUUUUCGGUCGGGUUACAACCCACAUUGUUUCUUCUGGGAGCUUUCAACGUCUGCAAUAAAAUCAUCUUUCUGAUGAGCUUUGUGGGCAACUGUGGAACAUUCACCAGAGGCUACCGAGCCAUGGUUCUGGAUGUUGAGUUCCUUUAUCAUUUGCUGUAUCUGCUGAUCUGCGCCAUGGGGCUCUUCGUCCAUGAAUUCUUCUACAGUUUGCUGCUUUUUGACUUAGUGUACAGAGAAGAGACUCUGCUUAAUGUCAUUAAAAGCGUCACUCGCAACGGACGGUCCAUCAUCUUGACGGCGGUCCUGGCUUUGAUCCUGGUUUACCUGUUCUCAAUAGUGGGCUACCUUUUCUUCAAGGAUGACUUCAUCUUGGAAGUAGAUAGGCUGCCCAAUGAAACCGCUCUUCCAGAAGCCAGUGAGAGUUUGGCAAGCGAGUUCCUGUACUCUGACGUGUGUAGGGUGGAGACUGGGGAGAACUGCUCCUCUCCGGCACCCAAAGAAGAGCGGGUCCCUGCAGAGGAGACGGAGCAGGAUAAAGAGCACACGUGCGAGACGCUCCUGAUGUGCAUCGUCACGGUGCUGAGUCACGGGCUGCGGAGCGGGGGCGGAGUGGGAGAUGUGCUCAGGAAGCCGUCCAAAGAGGAGCCCCUCUUUGCUGCCCGAGUGAUCUAUGACCUCUUGUUCUUCUUCAUGGUCAUCAUCAUUGUCCUUAAUCUGAUUUUCGGGGUCAUCAUUGACACCUUUGCCGAUCUGAGGAGUGAAAAGCAGAAGAAAGAGGAGAUCUUAAAGACCACGUGCUUUAUCUGCGGCUUGGAAAGAGACAAGUUUGACAACAAGACCGUCACCUUUGAAGAGCACAUCAAGGAGGAGCACAACAUGUGGCACUACCUGUGCUUCAUCGUCCUGGUGAAAGUCAAGGACUCCACGGAGUACACGGGGCCCGAGAGCUACGUGGCGGAAAUGAUCAAGGAAAGAAACCUUGACUGGUUCCCAAGGAUGAGAGCCAUGUCCCUGGUCAGCAGCGAUUCGGAAGGAGAACAGAAUGAGCUGAGGAACCUGCAGGAGAAGCUGGAGUCCACCAUGAAGCUGGUCACUAAUCUUUCUGGGCAGCUGUCAGAAUUAAAGGACCAGAUGACAGAACAAAGGAAGCAGAAACAAAGAAUUGGUCUUCUAGGGCAUCCUCCUCACAUGAACGUCAACCCACAGCAACCAGCAUAAGCAAAUGAAAUAAAGGAAUCGUAUUUACCUUUUUAAAUUAUUUUUAGUGUGGGUACGGCUAAUUCGUUCUGACUCACCCACAGAGGUCACAUUUAUGCUUAGUAUAUGUGUAAAUACUCAGUUUUAUACUGUAUGUAUAUGAUUGCUACUCUCAAGGUGUGGAUAUAUGUAUUGUAAUUAGAAUUGUUGGCACGAUGAAAUUUCAUUUGUGCCAAAAAGUAUUAAAAAUGCCUUUUUUGGAAGGACUAAAGAAAGCACCUGAUUUGCACUUGAACCACAUUAUAUAGAUUUAAAAGUAUAUGACAUGUAUUUUGUAUUUAAAACUAGAAUAGCCAGUAUUUAUGUUUUUUAUAAAACUGUGCAAUACCAAUUAUGCAAUCACAAUAAAUUUGUAACUCCUGA